Drosophila erecta is the source of this 1049-nucleotide messenger RNA. RefSeq names its product protein takeout (gene Jhbp12). NCBI's taxonomy places the organism in Eukaryota, Metazoa, Arthropoda, Insecta, Diptera, Drosophilidae. The record is from RefSeq and is a predicted model, not a curated record. The transcript is spliced from 4 exons. Bases 216 to 971 code for a protein of 251 amino acids.
AAAGACGAUCGACGGACGCAUCCCGUGUACACAGUGAUAAGUCUCCGGCCAGAACCACCUGUCACCUGAACCGAUACGGAAGUCGCGCGCGCGUGGAGACAUCUCUUCGUGCCGAGUGCCAAUUGAAGUUUGGAACUUGCUCUUGGUCAAUCGAUUUCGUACAUCCGCUCCGAAUCCGAAUCCGAUCCGAUUUCAUACAUCCCCCCGGACGAAAUAUGUCAAAAUACACGCUACUAAUGCUGCUGCUAAUCGCUGCGGUUGCGCAGGAACUUACUGUAACGGCUGCGCAAGAUUUGCCCGAAGGCUUUCCCAAGUGCAAGCGGGACGCGAACUUCGACAAAUGUCUGGUGGAUGCCGUCAAUGUGGCGAUACAGCAGCUGAAAACGGGCAAUAAGGAAUUCGGCAUACCGCCCCUCGAGCCGCUCACCGUGAAGAAACUCGUUAUAGAUGCCGGCAAUGCGCCAAUAAAUCUGCGCCAGGCCUUGAAGAAUGUGAAGGUGCACGACAUGAUCUCCACCAGCAAGAUACAGCGGUACAGAACCGAUCUGGACAAGCACUUGAUUAUCUGUGAUAGCCGAACGGACCGCAUCGAGAUGAUCGGCGACUACGAGAUGUCCGGCCGCAUCCUUCUGCUGCCCAUCACAGGACAUGGCAAGGCCAAUGUCACGCUGAUCAACACCAAGAUCGAGCAUCGCCUGAUCGGCGAACCCUUCGAGAAGGAUGGAGUGAAGUACAUGCGACUGAAGGACUACCGAGUGUCAUUCGAUCCGAAGAGGGUGUAUAUGAACUUCGAGAACCUCUUCAACGACAAAACCCUAUCGGAUGGCAUGAAUCGAUUCCUUAACGAGAACUGGGAGACGGUGUUCAACGAGCUGAAGGUGGGAUAUGCCAAGAGUUUCGGCAUCAUUUUCAGGGAGCUGUCGAACAAACUGUUUGAGAAAGUGCCCUUCGACAAUAUAUUUUUAAGUUAAGUGCUUCGAGCUUUCAAUUACGUACCUAUUAGGUAAUGCUUAAUUUAUGUUACUACAUAGUUAAUAAAGGACUUAAAC